GCGUGGGCCACACGUGUCGAGAUGUCAAAAGCCUUCUGGGAUGUGUAGUCUUUGCUUAGAGGCGGAACGCGUUCGUGACGCUGAUUGGCUGAAAGGGCGCGAAGGUGACUGGCCGGUAGUAGCUAGGGGUCAGAUGGCGGCGUCCUGAAGAAAUUGAACUUCUGCAGUGGGAGAAUUCUGCAGGCAGGUCCAGUGCAACUACCCAAACCGGAAGAUUUUGGGAGCUCUCUCUUCCACCCUUCAGUUCCCUCUUCGAUUGAUCCCUAUCCCCAUCCAAAGGUGCCAUGUGGCGAAGCUGCUUUCGGCUUGCGGCUGGUGGCGGGAGCUUUCCACGCCGUCCUUGCCUUCUCCCUGCUGCCCCCUUAGGACCGGGUAGCCAAGCCGGGUUAGCCCCCGGGCUCUCGCUCCCCCGCCGGGCUUACGCCCCCCCCGCAGAAAGGAAGAAGUUUUAUCAGAAUGUCAGCAUUACACAAGGUGAAAAUGGAUAUGAGAUAAACCUGGACCACAGAAAACUGAAAACUCCCAAUGCCAAGCUCUUUACUGUUCCCAGCGAGGCACUGGCUGUUGCUGUGGCUACUGAGUGGGAUUCCCAGCAAGACACUAUCAAGUUCUACACAAUGCAUUUGACCACACUGUGUAACACAUCUUUAGACAACCCAUCUCAACGAAACAAAGAUCAGCUUAUCCAAGCUUCUAUGAAGUUUCUGGACACAGACACAAUCUGUUACAGGGUGGAGGAACCAGAGACUUUAGUGGAACUUCAAAAGAAUGAGUGGGAUCCAGUUAUAGACUGGGCAGAAAAAAGGUAUAAUGUUAAGAUUGGAUCUUCUACAAAUAUCAUGGGACCUGAUAUCCCAAUCAAGACUAAAGAAACUUUCAUCAGUCAUUUGGCAUCUUACAACAUGUGGGCCUUGCAAGGUAUAGAAUUCGUGAUCACCCAGUUGAAGUCUAUGGUUUUGUCCUUGGGGUUGAUUGACAGGCACCUUACAGUAGAAAAGGCAGUCCUGCUGUCUCGUCUGGAAGAAGAGUACCAGAUCCAGAAAUGGGGCAAUGUGGAAUGGGCCCACGACUAUGAACUACAUGAAUUGCGGGCUCGAACUGCAGCUGGGACGCUUUUUGUUCACCUUUGUUCAGAAAGUUCCACAGUAAAACACAAACUCCUGCAGGAAUGAGGUUCUCUUACUGAACUCUGGGAUCAUAGAGGAAGAUGCGCAUCCUAGGUGACUUGAGGAUGAUAUAAGCUACAAGUCAUUGGAUUUUUUCCCCCCACUUCCUGCUAAGAGAUCAUCCUGUCCUUGGUCAUUAAGAGCUAUCCAGGAAAAUAUCUUUUAAAAUGGGGGAAAAGGAGCUACAGUAUAAUUAGUACACAGGACUUUCUUCCUAGCUUUAUUUUUAAUAUUAAAGAUUUCUUCAAGAUCAAAACUUGUAUCAAACUUUGUAAUUGUUUAUGGCUCCGGAAUUUAAUCUCAUUUUAUUCAUUGUGACUGGGAUUUCCCUAAGGUUAAACAUCUUACCUUUUAAGAGUAUAUUUUGCUGAUUUAGGUCUGAAAUAAGAGACUCAGUACUUGUCACCAGUCAGUAAACUAAUUUUUAUUCUUGGUCUUUCAACCUAAUUUUUCUUAACUUAUGUUUGACUUUUAUCAAAAGUUCUCAUGAAAAUAAAUUACUCCUUAAUCUUUUUUUUGUUUCUUAGAAAGUCAUAUUAAGUAUUCUGUUCUUUAAAAUAGAAGAAUAUUUAAUAUAAUUAAAAUUCUAAAAAGUAACCUGAUUUGAGAGACAUGUGAGAAAAAUUUUGAAUUUAUCCUUAGUUUUUUUUAAGGUUUCUUCCUUACAUCAUAUUCCAUGUGGCAAUCUGCCAUUUCUUAGCAUCACUAUUUAUAUAUAAUACAGCAGAAGGAGCAAAUGGUACUCCAAAAAUGCAUUCAAUAAAGGCUUCUCAAGCAAGCUGCCUUUAUUAGUUCACUUAAAAAUAGAUUUUAGGAACUUUGAUAACUUGCAUUCCAAAACAAAUAAAACUAUCAUCACCUUAAGAGUUUUGAGAGCUUUCUUUCCUGUGUUCUACAACAGUUAGUAAUAGAAAUCACAUUUCCAUUGGGGUGCAAGAGGAGUUAAAGUUACUUUCUCUCAGGUUGUAAAAAUGUAGCUGGAUUACAAUGUUCUUUACGUAAAUUCAUAUUACUUAAAGACUUCUGAAAGAAAUCUGCAUUCUAAAAAUGUUAACUUUACAAUACCUGUCUCUCUCUUUCUCCCCUCCCCCCUCUACUUCUGCCUCUAGAAUCAGUGCUUUGAGGCCUCCCAUCUCUCCACCCAAAAGCCCUCCAAGAUGGGGCAGGUAGGUGGCACAGUGGAUAGAGCACCAGCCCUGGAGUUAGGAGGACCUGGGUCCAGAAAUCCUCCAAGUGAAAGCAGAAGAACAGACACAAGUGGGGCUUGACUUGAGAUCUCUGAUGGCCAAGAAAGUAGACAUUUGUCUUGCUCUGCCUACAUGUCUGUCCCACAUGUGUCUGUCUUCCCUUUGCUUGGCCCCAUAGCAUAUAUCAGCCAUCCUCUGUUUUCUGUGUCUGGCCCUAUGUGUCAGCCACUCACAUGGCCUUCCUCUGGGUUCUGGCCAGGCUUUCUGUGGCUCAACCCAGCCUUUACAGAUUAUGUCGUGCUCCCCUUCCUCCAUGAGCAUGGGGUCUUCUUCCUGACUCUUCCUUUUUUUCUUUUCCCUCUAUCUAUGGGCAAAUUCAGAUUACAUAAAAACUGCUUUUUAUAGAAGUACACAGAAUAAAUGGUUCAGCUGUCUGUAUUAUGAAAUGGCUGAUUGCUGUUCUAAAGCUCUUUCAGUGUCCUUUUCAUCUAGAAAGAAGAAAAUCCCCUCUAACAACAAGUUUGUAACUUUUGUGGCCAACAGAGGCUUCCAUAGAAUGGAGCUAUCAAUCCUUCUGCAUUCUUAAUGGACCUGCCUGAUAAAGUGAUGAGUACUUUGACUUGAUCUUUGUCUUUAUUUUUCAUAAAUUUAAAUAUUUAAUUCAAUAAAAUAAGCCAUCUAUUGUUAUUUUCACAUUUGGAACUUCUCAAGAGGAAAAAAUUGAAAAACGUAGGUAACCAUAUAUCUUUAUACAAAUUGUCAUCCAUUGGUCACUCAAGUACAUGAGCAGAAUUUUGUCCCUAAUCAAUAUUCCUUUCUAAAAAGAAGAGACGGCCCUUUUUUGUGUUA
This is a messenger RNA of Sarcophilus harrisii (Tasmanian devil), 3202 nucleotides long. RefSeq names its product ATP synthase mitochondrial F1 complex assembly factor 2 (gene ATPAF2). Gene Ontology annotation, cellular component: mitochondrion. The record is from RefSeq and is a predicted model, not a curated record. The coding region runs from base 285 to 1172 and encodes 295 amino acids. The transcript is spliced from 8 exons. NCBI's taxonomy places the organism in Eukaryota, Metazoa, Chordata, Mammalia, Dasyuromorphia, Dasyuridae. Gene Ontology annotation, biological process: mitochondrial proton-transporting ATP synthase complex assembly.